AGGCGAGCCUUUCCCUUUUGUUUCAACCCCAAGAUUGCAUUUUUGAAACCCCAGCAUGUUGAUACAGCUGUCGUACUGGAACAGUUUGCUUUUGAACAUUCUGUUAGAGGAUUCUGUAGCCCGCUGGUCGAGUAUCGCAUCCGAUUUUCUAACAACCUUUGUUACGGUCUCUUCAACAUCUGUGACAUGACAGAGCGAAAAGACUGGUGGAUGGCGACAAAGGUGCGGGGAUGGAACAUCGGCGGCUGCCCCGAAGACGUCAGGAGGCUCAUGCUCGUCCACAUAAUCGCAACUCAAGGGUGCAGCCCUGUGGUGACAGACGAAGACAUGGACUACCCCAAGAACUGGUUGAAGAUACUCCAUGGCGAGGAAAGAUCCCCGAGCGAGCUUGUUGGCCACCGGCCCGACGGUCGAACAGUAUGCAUUCACUCGAUAGCCGUCUGCCCCCAUCUUCAAGGCCUGGGCCUCGGCACUGCUACGUUGAAGUCGUACGUUCAGCGCAUUCACAGCUCGGGCGUUGCAGACCGCGUCGCUCUCAUUUGCCGCAAAUCGGAGACCAAGUUUUUCCAGAAAUGCGGCUUCAGAAAUAUUGGUCGAAGCAAUACGACGACUCUCACUGGUGAAUUUUACAAC
Molecule: messenger RNA, 633 nt
Organism: Trichoderma virens Gv29-8
Lineage: Eukaryota; Fungi; Ascomycota; Sordariomycetes; Hypocreales; Hypocreaceae
Exons: 2
Cellular component (GO): cytoplasm
Molecular function (GO): aralkylamine N-acetyltransferase activity
Source: RefSeq, a predicted model, not a curated record